AUGUCUCAAUCUAAACCAAUCGAGUUUGUGGGGAUGAAAAAAAUCCAGGAAGGUGGUAAAGGGAACGCUGGAUUUGACAGUUCGGAAGACUUACACGACUCCUCUGUUAAUACUGGAUAUAAAAGUGACUUUCAGAUAAAUGGUGAUCAUUCCAGAGAUAAGGAAAACGCUGCCACUGAAAAAGUUGAAAUAGUUAUUGAAAAACCCCGACCCCUUGUUUACAGUGUUACAGAUAGUCCCCCAAUACAUCUAACAUUAUUACUCGCAAUUCAGCAAGCCCUACUUCCAGUCUCAACAUCCCUGUCAGUGUCUCUAUUAGUAGCAGAGUUGGUCUGUGCUAGAGAUGAUGAUGAAAUCAAAGCUAAACUACUGGGCACUACAUUUUUUAUGUCAGGUUGUGCUACAUUAUUAAUGGUACUAGUAGGCGUUAGGCUACCGAUAUUCCAAGGUCCGAGUUCCACUUAUGUGGUGCCCCUGCUGGGACUAGCUCAACUGCAGGAAUGGUCAUGCCCAUCAAAAGAAGACCUUGUGUCUUACUACUCAAACUAUACCACAAAUAUGACAGAUCUUCAUGGCAGAUUACCUGUUCCAAGGGAGGUAAUAUAUGGUCAUUUAGAAAAGUUACAAGGUAGUUUAAUGGUAGCUGGUGGAAUACAUAUAUUAAUAGGAUUAACUGGUCUGGUUGGGGUUAUUGCUAAGUUUGUUGGACCAAUUACAAUAGUACCAUCGUUAUUUAUGGUAGUAUUAUAUGUACACAAUGUCACUGUUGAUUUUGCUGAAACUUAUUGGGGAAGUGCUGCCGUAACGUCAGCAUUUGGUAUUAUAUUCUCAUUAUAUCUCGCCAAUAGAAGUACACCUAUACCAUUCUGGAAUAAUAGUCGUGGUUUUCAUAUCAUGUGGUAUCCUUUGCAUCAGAUUUUAAUAUCUGUGAUAAUAGGAUGGAUAUUAAGUGCCGUAUUAACAUCUACUGGAGUAUUAUCAAAUGAUCCUAAUAGUGUCCAAUUUUAUGCCAGAACAGAUGCUAGAAAUAGUAUUUUAUCAACGAAUCCUUGGUUUUACUUCCCUUAUCCAGGACAAUUUGGUGCAUUCAGGUUUGAUGCCGCAGCAUUCGUAGGAGCAAUUGUAGCGACAAUAAUGUCAGUUGUUGAUUCCAUCUGUGAUUAUAAUGCCUGUGCUAGGAUGUGCCAUGUGCCCUUCCCACCAGCACAUGCUAUGAACAGGGGAAUAUUUUGGGAAGGUCUGAUGAGUUUCUUUGCUGGAAUGACUGGGGCAGGUCAUGCUACAAACUCAUACGGAGGCAACAUCGGUGCUAUAGGAAUAACAAAGUCCGCAAGUCGAAGGAUAUUUGUUGUUCUAGCGGGUAUUUACAUUAUGUUUGCUAUUUUGGGUAAAGUGAAUGCAGCUUUUAUAACUAUACCAUACAGUGUUUUAGGAGGUUCAAUGUUGUUAUAUUUUGGGAUCUUUCUUGGUGUGGUAUUAUCUCAGCUACAGUUUAUAGACUUGAAUUGUACCAGAAAUCUAGCUAUCCUCGGGAUCAGUAUUUUAUUGGGAUUUAUGAUGCCAUAUUGGGUUAAGAAGAAUCCUAAGGGUAUAGAAACAGGUGUAGAAGAAGUAGAUAGAGUUUUAACAAUGUUAAUAUCAAACGGUAUAUUUAUUGCUGGUGUGGUAUCGUGUUUCUUAGACAACACCGUACCAGGAACAAAAGAAUCUCGAGGUUUGGAGGCGUUUGCUGAAGGUGAAGAAAGUUUAAAGGGGGAGAAAGUGGAAUACAUAGAAGGAAUGGAAAUAUAUGACGUACCAUUCAUACCAGAUUGUAUCAAAAAAUCAAAAUUUGCUAAAUACUGUCCCAUACUACCAGAUUACUCCAAAAAGAAAGAAUCCUCAUAG
Lottia gigantea (owl limpet) is the source of this 1887-nucleotide messenger RNA. RefSeq lists its product as hypothetical. Bases 1 to 1887 code for a protein of 628 amino acids. Gene Ontology annotation, molecular function: transmembrane transporter activity. The record is from RefSeq and is a predicted model, not a curated record. Gene Ontology annotation, cellular component: membrane. Gene Ontology annotation, biological process: transmembrane transport. The transcript has 11 exons. Lineage: Eukaryota; Metazoa; Mollusca; Gastropoda; Lottiidae.